Messenger RNA from Mycotypha africana, 1860 nucleotides. RefSeq lists its product as uncharacterized. Gene Ontology annotation, cellular component: nucleus; Z disc. Lineage: Eukaryota; Fungi; Mucoromycota; Mucoromycetes; Mucorales; Mycotyphaceae. The transcript is spliced from 7 exons. The record is from RefSeq and is a predicted model, not a curated record. The coding region runs from base 1 to 1860 and encodes 619 amino acids. Gene Ontology annotation, molecular function: transcription coregulator activity.
AUGCUUGAUAUACUCGAGUAUUGGAUAAAGACACUGCCUUUGUCAGAUGCCCAAACAAAAAUGUUUGUUAGGUCAUCAUGGCGGAUUCAAUUUGAUCGCCCUUUGCUGUUUGCUGCGCAUUUGCCAUCGGACAAUAACGAAAAAAAAAAGAAAGUUGUACCUCGUUUGGGUCCUCUUAUUCUCGAUGACUCAAUAAACAUGUCUUUUCUAACCAAAGACCAACUUGACAAAUAUCUCGACAGCUUGCCCAAUAACAGCAGAAGUCAGAGUAAAACCAGUAGUAAAAGAAUGAGCAAAGCACCAGCCUCUCCUACAACAAACUAUCAAGCAUUAAAGAAUGAACUCAUUUAUCCAUUGCAGAACAUGUCUAUCGUGGCUGAUGAGAAUGAGCGGCCAUCACAUAAGGGCAGCAGCAAAAAUAUCGAGCAGGAAGGGUACGGCAGUAUCAAAGAUAGAAUGAGAAGAUUAAAAGAAGCUACAGGAACUGUAUUAUCAACUACACAAAGUGCGAUACCAGCUUUUCCGGCACCAUCUAAACAUUUGAAUGAUGAGACAACAAUCACCAUCUCUCAACCGAAAAAGAAGGUUGACGCUUUUGAAGCGUGCUUAGAUCCAAAAGUGUUCCAGCAUAGUCAGCAACAAAUGUAUAGGAAACCAUUAGAAAAUGAAGCACAGCAACAGCCACAGCAGGCUUCCGCACAAGCUUCAUCGCCAUUAUCCUUGAAGAAUUUCCCUCUAAAGAACAACUCACCUAAUCCUCCACCGCCUUUGCCCAGAAUGUCAAACAGCAGCAGCAACUCAUCACCACCACCUGCCAUUCCUAACAGCCCACGCCCAUCCAGACCUAAUAAAAAAACCAAUAACCAGCAGAAUGAUAAAGUGAAAACCCUCAAUCCUAUCUACGCUGGUUUGGAUUGCCCGAAAUGUCAUCGACCUAUUGCUGAAGAAGGAGAAAUUGUAUCAGUAAUGGAGGAUAAGCAAAUAUGGCACGCUUGUUGCUUUACAUGCACGGCCUGUCAUGCCCCUUUAGACCAUGUACAGUAUUUCGAGCACGAUAGCAAACCAUAUUGCGAGAAGGAUUACAAAGAAUUAUUCAGUUUAAUAUGUGAUUAUUGCCAUGAACCCAUCGUCAACCAAGCAGCCAUCAGAGCAUUGGGUAAGCAUUUUCAUGAGGGUCAUUUUCGUUGCUCAGCAUGUCAAAAGCCAUUAGGGGACCAGGUUGCAUUUUUGGUUCACGAAGAGAAGCCUUAUUGCCAGGAGGAUUACCAAAAACUGUUUGGAAAAAAAUGUGCUGGAUGUAAGGAACCUAUCUCAGGACAAUAUAUAAAUGCGUUGGAUCAAAGCUGGCAUCCCAAUUGCUUUGUUUGCACGCCUUAUUGUGAAGAUGACUACCACAAUAGCAAGCAACAGUUUUCGUCAAAACAAGCAUUACCGCUGAACCAGCAACAACAACAAUCAAAAAAACAACCAUUUACUGCCACUGAUAAUGAAACACCAAAUUUAAAACCAAAGCCAUCUGUCCCCAAAAAGCCGGCCUUUAUUCCUGCAUUCUCAUCCUCAUCUAUAUCGCUAUCGACUCCUCACAGCCAGAAUAUUGCAGAGCCAUCUAGUAAAAAUCAGCAAACAAACGCAAGGUCUGCCAACCAAAAUGAUAGCAAUGAUAGCUUAAAUAGAAUGAAGCGCUGUCAUCAAUGCAAAGAAGUUAUCGAUGGCCCAUUUGCCCAAGCUUUUGGUCACGAUUAUCAUAUUCAUCAUUUCCAAUGUUUUAUCUGUAGUAGAGCGUUAUCAUCACGUGUUCCAGGUAUGUGGCAAGAUGAUGGAAACGGUGAGAUUGCAUUUACAACAGGAUAUAUAAAAUGA